Messenger RNA from Pyrenophora tritici-repentis Pt-1C-BFP, 2664 nucleotides. Its product is annotated as GTP-binding protein Sey1. The record is from RefSeq and is a predicted model, not a curated record. Gene Ontology annotation, molecular function: GTPase activity; GTP binding. NCBI's taxonomy places the organism in Eukaryota, Fungi, Ascomycota, Dothideomycetes, Pleosporales, Pleosporaceae. Gene Ontology annotation, cellular component: endoplasmic reticulum. Gene Ontology annotation, biological process: endoplasmic reticulum membrane fusion.
AUGGCCGACGAACUUCUCAAGGUCAAUGGCCAAGGCCGUCCCAGUAACGUCAAACACCACACCUCACCGUCUCUCAUGAUGAAUGCGCAUUUCGCCGGCGUGGGCGACAACGCCGACAAUGCUGCCUAUGAACACGGUAUCCAGGUCAUUGACGAGGACAAGAUGUUCAACGGAAACGUAUCUACAUAUCUCAACAUCGAAAAGGUGAUUCCGGCCGGCUUCAACUACCACCUCAUAUCCGUCUUCGGUUCGCAGUCAACGGGCAAAUCCACGCUCCUCAACCACCUCUUCGGCACCCAGUUCGGCGUCAUGUCCGAGCAAGAGCGCCGGCAGACGACAAAGGGAAUCUGGAUGAGCAAGAACAAGCGGGAGUCGGGCGGCUCUAGCAUGGCCGAGAACAUCCUCGUUAUGGACGUCGAGGGCACAGACGGUAGAGAGCGAGGAGAGGACCAAGACUUUGAGCGGAAAAGCGCCCUCUUUGCGCUUGCCACCAGCGAGGUUUUGAUCGUCAACAUUUGGGAACAUCAGGUUGGUCUGUACCAGGGUGCCAACAUGGGGCUGCUCAAAACCGUCUUCGAGGUCAACCUGCAGUUAUUCGUCAAGGACAGCCAAUCCACCCCUCGAUCCCUCCUCUUCUUCGUUAUCCGCGAUCACCUCGGCACCACACCCCUCAAGAACCUUCAAAAUACCCUCGUACAGGACCUGUCCAAGUUGUGGUCUACCAUUUCGAAGCCGGCCGGGCUUGAGAACUCGCGGAUAGAAGACUACUUCGACUUCGCCUUUGUCGCACUGCCACACAAGAUCCUACAACCCGAAAAGUUUGACGAGGCCGUUACACAGCUCAGCACUCGCUUCAAGGAGGGAUACAAUGACCCGCGGAAGAGCGGCCUCAUUGACGAGGCUACGGCACCCAUCUUCCUACCCCAGUACCACCGACGCAUCCCCGCAGACGGUUUCUCCGCAUACGCCGAGGGCGUGUGGGAUCAGAUUGUGAACAACAAGGACCUGGAUCUACCCACACAGCAAGAACUCCUCGCCCAGUUUCGAUGUGACGAGAUCUCGAGAGAGGUCCAGGUGGCGUUUGAUGAGACGAUUACACCUCUAGAAGACAAGCAGGCUGAAGAUGCUCGGGCAGGCACACAUUCUCUCAUCCCGGAUCUCGGGCCCAAGAUGAAUGCUGCGCGGCAAAAGGUUCUCAAAGACUUUGAUGUGAAUGCGAGCCGGUACCACAAGGGCGUCUACAAGCGGAAGCAAGCAGAACUCGAGGGCAAGGUUGAUACGCGGCUCAAGGCACUGUUCCAGAAGCAACUCACGGCCGCUCACAAGUCUGGUAUAGAAGGCUUUACCGAAGCCGUCAGUGCGGCGGUGAAGAACGGCCAGAAGAAGAAUGCAUCCUACGACUUUGCACAGAUUGUCGACUCUGAAAAGAAGAAGGCUCUGACCAAAUUUGAAGAGGAUGCGACAGCUAUGGCCAUUGAAGGCGCUGCCUGGAGUAGUCACGAGAACGAGUUGAAAAUCUACAAGAAGGAGCUAGAUGACGUGUCAGGUCGCCUCCGCAAAGAGGAAAUGAGACGCUUAGCCACCAGAAUCGAACGCUGGGUGCGCACUCGUUUAGACGAGUCAAUUGGUCUGGAAUUCAACAAGCUCGGAUCCGGUCGAGGUGGUUCUGGAGCGCCCGAGCAUGGCGAUCGACCACCAACAGAGAAGGAUCUCUGGGACCGUGUCUGGACAAUCUUCACCGAUACUGUAAAGAUGGCCGAGAAGCGUUUCACGGACCGAGCAUCCAGCUUCGACGCUAGUGCCGACGAGGUUGAGGUUGGUCUAUGGAGAUUACGACGCAAGUCUUGGGGUGUACUCCGUGCAAAGAUUGACGAGGAGGUCAUGGAGGGUAACAUUCUGUUGAAGCUCCGGGAGAACUUUGAAGACAAGUUCCGCUACGACGAUCUGGGUGUGCCGAGAAUAUGGCGUCCGACGGAUGACAUUGAUGGCUUGUACACAAAGGCCCGCGAGUCCACCAUUACCGUCAUUCCUCUUCUCGCACACUUUAAGCUGGCAAAGACUUCCAAGCCACCGCCGCUUGAUGCGUGGAUCGGCGAAGCGCCCGCUUCAGUUUCGCCCGCUGAUGAGGAGGAUCUCUCACCCAUCGGCGGCGUAGAUGACGACGAGGACAAGACAUUAGAAGACGAGAUGACUAUCCUAUCUGACGGGAAGCAAGCCGACCUACUCGUCCGGUUCAAGAAGACCGCCGAUGGCGUCUACGUCGAAGCCAAGCGUGGUGCCAUUGGCGGACUCUCUCAAAUUCCAUUCUGGCUAUACCCCGCAAUGCUUGCUCUGGGGUGGAACGAGAUAGUAGCCGUCCUACGCAACCCCAUAUACUUCAUCUUCCUCAUCCUCCUCGCCGUCGCCGCCUACGUAACCUACACGCUCAACCUCUGGGGCCCCAUCAUGCGCGUCGCCAACGCCGCCAGCCAGCAAGGUCUCGAAGUCGGCAAAGAGCGUCUUCGCGCUUUUCUGGAGAAUUCCGAUGCCGGUCGUCAGGCUAUGGCUAUGAGCGGUAGUGGUGAUUCAAACAGUACUAGGAGAUAUGAGGACGUCAAGAUGGAUAGGCUGAAUGGUGAUGGAAAGAAGAGCAAAUCCAUGGAAGAGGAUUUGGAUGAUAUUUGA